This is a messenger RNA of Acanthoscelides obtectus, 688 nucleotides long. Lineage: Eukaryota; Metazoa; Arthropoda; Insecta; Coleoptera; Chrysomelidae. The record is from the annotation of a GenBank genome assembly.
AUUGGUCUUCAGAAUUUGCACUAUUUAGACAACGUACAUGUCAGAGUUGCAGAUAGUAUCUACGUUCAUCCACAGUACUAUCUGAUGUAUAAUGACGUCAUGCUCGUUAAGCUUACCUCGCCGAUCAAGGAAAAUCAGGGCGUUGAAUUCGUCACCUUGCCUGAGGAGACGCAAGACAAUUUGGCUGAAGUUUGUAGUACCGCUGAGCUUAUUGGAUGGGGAAUGGGUCAGUUGCAGGUGACAAAAAGGGUGCGAAGGAUGAGUUGGUACUGAGUUGCGCACAGCUGAAGUUUCUCGCACACAACGAAUGUAAAGAGGUCUACAAAAAAUACAAUGACCUGUUCAUGGGAGAUACAUUUAUGUGCACCAACACCACUGGCCAAGACGCAUGCUAUGGUGAUUCUGGAGCCCCUCUAAUGUGUGGAGGUGUACAAUAUGGCCUGGUCACGUGGGGCAUCGGAUGUUCGGAUAACCUUCCAGGGAUUUUCACUCGAGUUGACAAAUAUCGCGAAUUCAUGACCAUGGUCUUAGAUGGAGUUAUUGAUCCAAGAACACCAUCUGGAGCAGUGGCGGGACGAGCAAUUGUCCUCCUGUUGUAUAUUGGUGUACUUGCUUUAUUUAUCGCUUCUAUUCGUAGGAAUUGACAUGUAUCUCGUAAUAAAUGAAUUAAGACAAAAGUUGUCGAAUA